Molecule: messenger RNA, 4183 nt
Organism: Clarias gariepinus (North African catfish)
Lineage: Eukaryota; Metazoa; Chordata; Actinopteri; Siluriformes; Clariidae
Gene: b4galt1
Product: UDP-Gal:betaGlcNAc beta 1,4- galactosyltransferase, polypeptide 1
Exons: 6
Coding region: 291-1358 (355 amino acids)
Biological process (GO): carbohydrate metabolic process; protein N-linked glycosylation
Molecular function (GO): cytoskeletal protein binding; beta-N-acetylglucosaminylglycopeptide beta-1,4-galactosyltransferase activity
Source: RefSeq, a predicted model, not a curated record
GUGUGUAUGUGUGUGUGUGUGUGAGAGAGAGAAGGUGUGUGUGUGAGUGUGUGUGUUAGUGAAGUCUCUGGUCACAGCACUGAUCUGGUGCUGUAACUUUAUCGCGUGCUGUAGGGCAGAGCUCGGUUACCGGACUAACCCCGGGAUGAAAACCAGGUAACACACACUAACGGGUUAUUAUUUUUAUUUACAAAGAAACAAAACAGUCUUUUUCCUGCUGUUUUUAUUUCCCUUUUCUCUUUUUUCUUUGUUGGUUUUGUGCCAACCUGCUGUGUAAUCUCCCGGCCCGGAUGGCGGAGUUUUACGGUAAUUUCGGCGGGUUACAGCGCACGUGCUCGCUGCUGGUGGUGGUGUGUGUGAUCCACCUGUCCGUGGUCAUCGUCUUCUACCUCAGGAACUUCAGCACCCUCGCGCGCAUCCCGACCCCGGUGCUGAGCCUGCAGCACGAGCCCACCCUCGCACCCGAGAACAGCACGCGCAACAGCAGUGCACUGGGCACACCAGAGGUGGACAUCAGACAGGGGGACAAUCAGACCCUGCAAGAGUGUCCCGAGACUCCACCGCGCUUAGAGGGUCCACUGCAUGUGGACUUUUCCGAGCCAGUAAAGUUGGACAAGUUGCUGAAGAACCCUGAGCUGUCUCUGGGUGGACGCUACAUGCCGAGCGAGUGUGUGUCUCAGCAGAAGGUGGCGAUCAUCAUCCCGUUCAGAGACAGAGAGAUGCACCUCAAAUACUGGCUCUACUACAUGCACCCCAUACUGCAGAGACAGCAGCUCGACUACGGGGUCUUCGUCAUCGAGCAGGACGGUGAUGAAACAUUUAACCGGGCGAAGCUGUUGAAUGUGGGCUACAACGAGGCGCUGAAGGAGUACGACUACAACUGUUUUGUCUUUAGCGACGUCGACCUGAUCCCCAUAGACGACCGAAACCUGUACAAGUGCUACGACCAGCCGAGACACCUCUCUGUGGCCAUGGACAAGUUCGGCUUCCAGUUACCUUAUAAUCAGUAUUUUGGGGGCGUGUCCUCUCUGAGUAAAGAGCAAUACCUGAAAAUCAACGGCUUCCCGAAUAACUACUGGGGUUGGGGUGGUGAGGAUGAUGACGUCUAUAAUCGUUUGUCGUUUCGUGGCAUGACCAUCUCCCGACCCGAUCACAACAUCGGAAAGUGUAAGAUGAUUCGUCACGCAAGAGACAAACUGAACCAACCCAAUCCUCAGAGGUUCACCCGAAUUUCCCGCACCAGAGAGACAAUGGACACAGAUGGGAUCAGCUCUCUGGAGUACAGCGUGGUGGGCUGGGAGAAGACCCGACUCUACACCAAAAUCGUUGUGGACGUGGGGAAGGCUCCGCACCUCUAACAUCUUAAACGGCGCUGGCUUUUUUAUCACUUCAGGACCACGUCAAUGAGCAUGGAGAGUACAGACAAAACAAAAGGACGCUGUAGAUGUGUUUACUUUUAUUACAUUUGGCAACCGAUUUGAACGUUGUGAUGAACCCUAAUGAGAAGUCAAACGCCAGGAGGUGUUAGCUGGUGAUCCGGAGCGGGAGGGAGUGUUUGCAGUAUGCGGCUCACCUACACACCGACCUGACUGGAAAUACGAGAGGUGAAUGUGAGUGGUGUCACAUCACACCCUAAUUGCGGUUCUCUCACAGGACCAGAAGAACCUGAAGGACCACAAGUCAUCGUGGAAGACAUACACUGCAAUCUCAGCUUUUUAUUAUAAAUAUUUGUAAUGUGUAAGGGCGAUGAUUAUCACGUUCUGAUAAUAAUGUUUCAAUAUUUAUCACGAACCCUGACCUCUGGUGCUGGUAUCAGGUACAGGUCCGAUAGUGUGCUCAUGUUCUUGUGGAAGUCCUCCACAGUCAGGUGGCACGCUGUUGCACAACAUGGUUAGUAGACCAUUCUCACACAUCGAGAGCUCAUGCUGGUUUUGUUUUAAGCACUUUAAAUAUUGUAUAUUCAUACAGGGAUUUAAACCCACAGCCUUCCACCUACUUGGGGAUGUUCGAAGCCUUAACCAACUGUGAUUGUGUACAAUCACAAAGUUUACAGAGGAUCACAGGUCUGGGAUUUGCACUCACAACCCAAGCAUAGUGCUCAGUAAUAAACAGAGAUUUGGGUUUUGAGUUCAUAACCCUCUUGGAGACCCCAUGGUCAACAGUCCCCCCUACAAAUCCGAACACUGUGAUUUUGUGAUGACUGGGCUUUGAACCCAUAUCCUUCUGGUGUUUGCUUUCGAUUCAUUAUUUUAAAUAUCAUCUGACUGGAGUCGUACAAGCUCUUUGCUGACAUUUUGCGCUAUCGAUAUAUUGCGCUAGUGUUCGAAUUUGAGCUUAUAACCUUCUGGUUAAUAAAACAGAGCCAUGAUUUAAACAAACUACAAACACAAAGGAGAGUAGUUACAAGGCUUUAGUUAAGGACACAUUGUUGUCUCUUUUUCAGGGUAGGGAUUUAAACUUUCAACCAUCUGGUCACUGGAAGAGAACCUUUAUUUAUGUAUUAAAAUGUAAAUGGAUCUUUGAUAGUCAAGGGAUUUAAACUCAAGACUCAAAUGUUGAGCUGAAAAAUAAGUGCCUUCUCUUGAGAGCCACAAAUGGUUUUUUGUCAGUGCUGGGAUUUAAACUUGUAACUUUCUGGUUCAGAGUCAUAAUUAAAAACAAAACAAAAAAAAAAGGUUUGUAGUCUCCCAGGGAUGCCAAAGUUGCUCUCAGUCAGUGCUGAGAUUCAAACUCACAAACCUUCUGAUUAUUAGAAUGCAGAAAUAACCAAUUAAAGGGUUAAGUGCCUUUUUCUCAAAAACUAAAAAGUGUCCUCUGUCAAAAUUAAGAUUUGAACCUAUAACCUUUUGGUGCAUAGAACAAAGCAUAUAUGAAAAACCUGUACAUACUAAAGCUCAGUAGUUUUUGGUUUAGUUGCCAGGGUUGGGAUUUGAAGUCUCAACUUUUUGGUCACUGAAACAUGGUUUUAAAAAGUUCAUAGGCCCACUCUCGGGGAUGCAAUCUCAGGGGAUUUACACUCAUACCCAACUUUCCUGGGUAUUAGAAUAGAGUUUAUAUAAAGUUAUAAAAUUAAGUGCCUUUUUAUUGAAAACCACAAAGGGUUUUCUGUUAAUGCUGGGGUUUAUACUCAUAACCUUCUGAUUAUUAGAAAGGAGCCAUAUUUAAAAAGAAAAAAACAAAAAGCAAGAUAGUUAUGGGUUGAGAAGUUUUAGGUCAUCUAAUGUUGUCAUGGUUAGGAUUUAAACUCGCAACCUUCUGGAUACUCAAACAGAAUUAGAAUUUAAAAAAAGCUUUAAAUGGUUUACUCUCAGGGAUGCAAUGGCUCUUUGUCAGUGUUGGAAUUUGAACUUGAAGACUUGCUGGUUAUUAGAAUGCUAUUUACCAACCAUUAACGUGCCUUUUUUUUUAAAGGACCUAAAGAAGUCCUCUGUCAAAGCUGGGAUUUGAACUCACAACCUUCUGCUCAUCAGAACUUUGCUUCCACUGCCACCACAUGGACACAGAUUUGUUACAUGACCGUCUUUUUACUCUGUAAUGUAUUUACCUGAGCAGUGUGCUCCGAAUCACAUGACUUGCUGUGUCGGGGGUUAAAGGUGAACUAACAAAAUAAUAAAACAGCUUUGUGAUUGGUGCCCAUCAUCUCUUCUUGCUGGGAGGUUAUAUAAGGAUGAGUGUACAGACACCGAGGGGAUAAUUCAUACCACAGUUUGGUGACCUCGCCAUGAGUACAGUGUGCAGUGGUGCCACCAGGUUCUGUGUUCUUGAAAUAUUGAAUCUUCCUAAUCCUCAGACGUGGCGUGUACGCGCUGGAUUAGACAGCGAAUGAUGGGCGUUUGGGUGGUGAGGUAUUUAAUGUCAGAGUUCCAUGUGAAAGAGGAAAGAACAGAAGGUAAGAGUUGAAGGAAGGGUGUGUGUGUGUGUUUUACUGGGUCUAAACCUGUUCAUCCCAUCGAGGUGUACUCUUUAGGAAUACGAAGGUCACUAACCUGAUCGAGUGCUCCCUUUUUUUUAAGAGUUUAUUAAAUAAUCCCCCUGAGAACCCAUGUCCUAUGGUCGAUUAAUCGGGAAUGUAAGGUGAUGAUUACAGUAUUAUGUAAAAUAUCAAGGGCUUAGAUUUUCUACAGAAGCUGUUUCCAGUUUAACAAGGGCAUGUACCAAUACGAAAUCACGAGAUGAUACUUAC